CAGGCAGCAAUGACAGCCUGAAGGUUGCAGCAGCACCGGGAUCUGCAUUCCAAGUGCACAGAUCUUACAGUGUGGAGUGAUUUUACGUGGAGCUGUUCUUUAUUUGCUGAGCCAUGGCCAGUAACCAGGCCAGCCUGCAGGAUGAUCAGAGCAGGCACUGCAAGUUCUUAUCCUAUAUGUUCUACCAGGCUGUGAGAGAUCACAAGCCUGUGUGGAUGCUGGAAGACAUGAGAACUAUGGAGUAUUUUUACUGGGAGGAAAAUGCCAGCCUAAGAACCUACUCACCUUCAGAAGCCCUUCUCUAUGCAGUGGUGCAUAAUCACCUGCCUUAUGCUCAAUAUCUGCUGUCUCAUUUUCCAGAGGAGGCUCUCAAGGUGCCUGGGGAACACUUCUGCUAUUGCCCAUCCUCUGCUCCUCACUUGGCCAUGGCGGUCACAUAUGACAGGAGAGAUAUCUUGGGGCUGAUCAUCAAAAUUGCACACAAGCUCCCCAGCUUGAAUUCCUACAUCAAUAGGACUGGCUGCUUUCAUCUGGAAGAUGGGAAAACCCCCCUGCACCUUGCCUGUGAACUGCUGAGGUCGGAGACAGUCCUCAUCCUCCUCGGGAAUGGAGCUUCUCCCAGGAUAGAGGACAGCAAAGGGCUUACCCCGUUGGACGUCAUCCUGGAGCAGAUGUGGGACUCCAAAGUCAACGUGGCAUCAAAGAAGCUCUGCCUCGACUACCUCUUGCUCUUCAUGCCCAACCCACAGUUUAAGAUGCGGAAAGUUCUGCAGGAGCAUCCUGACCACUGGACAGCUUUGCUGGGGGAAGACAAAUUCAACAGCCUGGUGGGGAACACACCUGCUUCUUUAUAUCUGCAAGCUAUGCAAACUAUCCUCCAGACUCUUCCCCCCUCCCACUUCCCUAGAAGCAUCCAGGAACUACCUAUACCUCAGGCACUAAAGCCCUUACCAUCCUAUGGCAAAAAGCUACCGACAAAAAAUGUGCACCAUUAGCAGGAAGGACAGGCCAGAUUCUGACCUCAGUUACACAUCUUUACAGCCGAAGUAAUGCUUUUUAACUCAAUUACAUCACUCUUGAUGUUUGUUGGUCUAAAGGAAAAUAGAAACUGUACACUUACAUUCUUCAAGGCUCCAUAAUGACUUCAGCAUAGAAAUAAAUGUGAUGCUUCACCACUGAAAACACUUUUUUACAUUUUUCAUACUUGGAUUGUAUACAGAUCUAUAUUUUCCAUCUCUCUGGCACCAAUGGGCAUGUCUCUGCUCCCAGUUCCCUUGGCUUUUUUGGAAUCAGCAUGACAGUGACAGAUGCUAUUGCUCACUGAUUAAGACCGAAUGUUGCCAUACCCAAGUACAAAUGAAUGUUCAUUGUAUGAUAUGACUUUCUUAUAAAGCCAUACUUUUGUAAUUUUGGUUUCUCUUUUUUAGGGGAAAAAUAAUCUUCCAUAUAAUUGUGUUUGUACAUUACUCGCUGCAUGAUUAAAGAUAAAAAGAUUGUAAUGUGCUGGGAAUAACAUGUCUAUACAUACCCUGCUAUAAUGAGGCAUCUUAGCUGUGAAAAUCAUCAAUCUGAUUGUGUUACUGUAAUAAACUUGUAGUACAAA
Molecule: messenger RNA, 1603 nt
Organism: Melopsittacus undulatus (budgerigar)
Lineage: Eukaryota; Metazoa; Chordata; Aves; Psittaciformes; Psittaculidae
Product: ankyrin repeat domain-containing protein 9-like
Exons: 2
Coding region: 114-995 (293 amino acids)
Molecular function (GO): protein binding
Source: RefSeq, a predicted model, not a curated record